Clarias gariepinus (North African catfish) is the source of this 1443-nucleotide messenger RNA. RefSeq lists its product as uncharacterized. The transcript is spliced from 10 exons. Gene Ontology annotation, biological process: Arp2/3 complex-mediated actin nucleation. Gene Ontology annotation, molecular function: actin filament binding. The record is from RefSeq and is a predicted model, not a curated record. NCBI's taxonomy places the organism in Eukaryota, Metazoa, Chordata, Actinopteri, Siluriformes, Clariidae. The coding region runs from base 128 to 1201 and encodes 357 amino acids. Gene Ontology annotation, cellular component: actin cytoskeleton; Arp2/3 protein complex.
CUGAUUUUUCCAGUGCCUCAGUGUUCUGCUGCAUUCGUGUCGACUGCCCAGAGUCCACGGAUCCUCACAACUGACCUCAGGACAGAAUAGACCGAGUCAGAGAAACCUAGAACUCCUCUGUCCCAACAUGUCUCUGUACAGCUUCGGGUUAGAGCCUCUGUCCUGUCACGCCUGGAACAAAGACCGAACUCAGAUCGCCGUCAGCCCCAACAGCAGUGUGGUGUACAUUUACCAGAAGAAGGGGAAGGAGUGGAGCAAAAUCCAUGAGCUGAAGGAGCACAGCGGGCGAAUCACAGGAAUCGAUUGGGCCCCGGAGUCGAACCGUAUCGUGACAUGCGCCUCAGACAGAAACGCCUACGUCUGGACGCUGAAGGAUGCCGUCUGGAAGCCGACUCUCGUCCUCGUACGCAUCAACAGAGCCGCCACGUGUGUCAAGUGGUCACCUCUGGAGAACAAGUUCGCUCUUGGAAGCGGAGCCAAACUCAUCUCGGUGUGUUACUUCGAGAAAGAGAACGACUGGUGGCUCAGUAAGCACAUAAAGAAAGGGAUCUGCUCGACCGUGCUCAGUCUGGACUGGCAUCCCAACAACAUCCUGCUGGCAGCCGGAUCAGCCGAUCUCCACUGCAGGGUUUUCUCCACGUACAUCAAGGAAAUCGAGGACAAGCCCGGCCCGACACCAUGGGGAGCCAAGAUGCCGUUUGGCGAAAUGCUUCUGGAGAAUAAAGACUGUGGUGGUUGGGUGCACAGCGUCGCCUUCUCACCGUCCGGAGACACGCUGGCCUGGGUCAGCCACAACAGCUCCAUCAGCGUCGCAGACGCCACACAGGGCAAAGAGAUUACGCAGCUGACUACAGAACAUCUGCCGCUGCUCAGUGUGCUGUACGUCAACGAGACGGAGAUUGUGGCUGCGGGCCACGACUGCUGUCCCUACCAGUUCUCCUACAAGGGGAGCGGCAAGCUGGAUUUCGUGCGAAAGCUGGGCAUCGCCAAGCAGACGUCCAAAAACAGCAUGUCGGCCAUGCAGCACUUCCGCAACCUGGACAAAAAGGCCACGGCCGACGAGGAGGACAACGAGCUGAACAGUCUACACCAGAACAGCAUCACCCAGCUGUGUGUGGUGGAGGGAGACAAGGCCAAAGUGGAAAAGUUCAGUAGUGUCAGUCUGGAUGGAUCCAUGGUGCUCUGGGAAUUCAAGCCUUAAAGCUCUGAGCCAGCGUCCCCACCACAUCACUCCACACGACAUCAUGCCAAGAAUCUCAGUGUCAUUCUGCUGCUGUGUUUCCAAAUAUUGUUUGAGGUCAACAUUUGAUUUUCUUUUACAAAAUAAGCAUACUGUAUUUUUAAUUUCUGUAAUUACUCAGACAAAUUGUAUUACUCUGUGAAUAUUAAUAACACAGACUUUAGUUUUUGUUUUCUUGACAUAUUAAAUAAAAAAAGUAUUUU